GGCCGAUACGCCGUCCUGACGAGAACGAAGACGAUCCGCGGCGACUUGCGGCGACCAAAUUGUGGUGGGAAGGCAGGGGAAGGCCCUGACGUGCCUUCGAUGCUCUGAUGCGCACCUUCUUCCACAGCAGACAGCUCCGAUCUGUCCAUGGAGAGGGUUAGCGUCGGGCGGAUCAGCUUAAUGGGGGCGAGGCCGGACGGCUGCCUACUCUGCUUCGCCGUUCUCGCCCUAUCCUCCUCUGUGCUGCUCUCUGCUUCCCCUCUUCGUGGCGUCUCCCCACAAGAUGAGAUGUACCUUGCAGGGCCGGUGAUCGGCUGCAGAGACGGCUCCAGAACUUUCACCAAGGACCGGCUGAACGACGGAUUCUGCGAUUGCCCUGACGGAACUGAUGAACCCGGUGCCCUCUUUCUCCUCCUGGAUUUGGGAACUUCUGCUUGCCCGGAAAGCAAAUUCUACUGCAGAAAUUUAGGAGCUAAACCUGAGUUCGUGUUUUCUUCUCGGGUGAAUGAUUAUAUCUGUGACUGUUGUGAUGGAAGUGACGAGUAUCAUAGUGGCGUUCACUGUCCAAACACAUGCCGCAAGGAUCAGAAUGUUUCUGAAGAGAGUACUGAUGAUUCAACUUCAGAAACUAACAAUUUGGAUGACACUAAUGAAGAAGAUAGGAAAAUUAGGGUUGAUCGGGAGGAUCUCAUCCAGAAGUUACGAGGGUUGAAGGUGGUGUUGGUCAUACAGGUACUGUCUGCGAUGCUUAUCAUUGUUCUUUGCCUGUACCAUCGACGCAGUAGAUUUCGGAGAAGACGAUAUCAUUUGAAGUGGUAAUGAAGUUGCUUUUCUUCAGUCUGACCAAAAAGCAUAAAAUUUUCUGAAGCUUAUGGCAUGUCGACAUAGAUAUUGCAACUUUCAGAAGUCUGUAGUAACUUGAUCUUACUGUGUGAUAUC
This is a messenger RNA of Musa acuminata subsp. malaccensis (wild Malaysian banana), 939 nucleotides long. RefSeq names its product glucosidase 2 subunit beta. Gene Ontology annotation, biological process: N-glycan processing. Gene Ontology annotation, cellular component: glucosidase II complex. NCBI's taxonomy places the organism in Eukaryota, Viridiplantae, Streptophyta, Magnoliopsida, Zingiberales, Musaceae. The record is from RefSeq and is a predicted model, not a curated record.